UUCCUAUUCGUAUAUAACUUUCUCAGCGAUUGAAUACCUGUAUAACAAUCAAUACUAAACAAAAGUUGUUUCACAAGUUUUGGCUCAUUUCUAUCGUUAGUAUUUUUGCGUACAUUUCAUGAAUCAUGAGAUUUCAGGACAUAUUAUAUGUUGAACAGAUAAUUAACAAUUGAAUUAAACGUUUAGUUAAUCAGACGGCAGUCUCUCAGCGCUUGUUAUAACUGUUUUCUUAUAUAUUCUGACGACUAAUCACAGGAUUAACUGAAAGUGUGUUAAAUUAGCACCAAAUAUACCACAAGACGACACCCUAUUAAUAGGUGUGCAGCGAAUGAAGUGAACAAUCAUUGCAUUCAUACGUCAAAUAACCUCAUUUUGGCCGUGAAUUAGGCGAACGAAUAGAGUUAUGGAGUUAUAAGUUUGACAAAAUGGCUAAAAAACUUAAGAGAUUUUUGAUUGUGUUGGACGACGAGUCUCUCCUCUACUUUCCCGGAGCCUUCUUGACGGGCAAAGUACUGCUCGAACUCGAAGAAGACACGCCAGCCAUCGGUCUUUAUUUUCAUAUCGUUGGCGAAGGAGUGGUCAGACUUACCAAUAAAGGACGGGUCGACUCAACCGAUAAAGAAAAUUACAUUGAUUUUCGUAUGAGACUAUUGGGCGAUAGUUCAGCCAAAAGUGAAAGUGGAAGCGUUUACAACGGCUCGACUGUAAACAGCGGAAGAAUCUUAGUCUUGUCUCCCGGUGUCCACACAUUUCCAUUUAAGUUGGGUUUGCCAUUAGGUCUUCCCUCAACAUUCCUCGGAAAACACGGUUGGGUUCAGUACUUCUGCAGAGCAGAGCUCAGAGAACCCAAUGGUCUGAUCCAUAAGAAUCAACAGGUUUUUGUCAUCAUGAGUCCAAUAGAUCUCAAUUUAGAGCCACAACUCUUAACACAACCAUUUCAUUGCGAACUCGAGGAGAAGAUUGGGAUGUCUUGUAUGAGCGGCGGUAAAGUGAUGUGUAGAGUGAGGUUAGACAGAGGCGGUUAUGUGCCCGGAGAGAGCAUUUGUAUUAACGCUAUCAUCGAUAACGAUAGCAAAUGUGUUAUUAAGAAAACUCGUGCCGUUUUGACAGAAACUAUUCAAUACACGGCUAAGAAUAAAGUGGUGUUCACUGAGACCCGAGAGUUGGCCGCUAUGGAGAAGGCAAAGAUUGGCGCCAAUUGUGCCGAACAGUGGAAGAAUGAGCUCUUGUAUAUACCACCCAUUCCUCCAACUAAUCUAAGGGGCUGUCAUUUGAUUCAAAUCCAAUAUGAUCUUUAUUUUAUAAUAACCCCGAAAGGCGCGAAUAAGGCGGUGAGAUUGCAGUUACCGAUAAUGAUGGCCACUUAUCCCAUCAGGAAUAGUGACGGAACACUCAAGAGAAGGAAAGGCACAUAUUAUCCGUCCACACUUCCCACGACCCGUCCCUGGCUGUCCACAAAUGAAGGCAAACUCAAAUAGUUAUUACAACUCUAUUAUGUCAUCACUUUCUUCCCGUU
Messenger RNA from Medioppia subpectinata, 1516 nucleotides. Lineage: Eukaryota; Metazoa; Arthropoda; Arachnida; Sarcoptiformes; Oppiidae. The record is from the annotation of a GenBank genome assembly.